AUGACAACCCAAACCCCGAAAGCCCCUCCGAAUCUAUUCAACAACCUCAACUCAUCCUACGGAGAACUCUACUCCCAAAGCACCCUCCAAACAACCUCCAUCCAAAACCUCAUCUCCCUCCUACCCCCCAAUAGCAAAAUCCUCGACAUCGGCUGCGCCUCCGGAAUCCCCAACGCCCUCCUCCUCGCUCAAGCCCACCACCACGUAACCGGAAUCGAUUACUCCCCCCAAAUGAUCGCACAAGCGCGAAAAAACGUCCCUACUGCAGAAUUCCACCACGUAGACGCUAGAAAUUUCACCGCGAAAGAAAAGACCUACGAUGCGAUUGUUUGUAGUCUUGCACUUCUCAGCCAGGCUUCGCAAUGGAAUCGUACUCUUUGCAUUUCGCAUCGCGCAUUGGUUGAAAAGUGA
Molecule: messenger RNA, 411 nt
Organism: Ramularia collo-cygni
Lineage: Eukaryota; Fungi; Ascomycota; Dothideomycetes; Mycosphaerellales; Mycosphaerellaceae
Exons: 1
Coding region: 1-411 (136 amino acids)
Source: RefSeq, a predicted model, not a curated record